AUGGGGGGACAGGUCUGUGACUCCUUUCCCCACCCGGGGCUCUCCGGCAGGGCGGCCUCUCGGGAUUGCCAGCUAGAUCAUUCCCAGGCAUCCUGGGCAGACAGCGAGAGCCCCGAGGGCAGAGAGAGGCAGGCAAGGAGGGAGGCUGGCCUGAUGGGAGAGCCCUCUGCGUCUGUCUCUCAAGGGCUGUCCCCAGAGCAUGACAUCGGUGCGUUUCCUCCAAAAGGCUGUGUUCAGCCCCACCCUCCCGCACCUGCCCUGCUGGCCACUGUCACCAGUGAUUUGGGGCUCACACACCCCGCCUCCCCGCUGCUCCCGCCAGGUGCCUCCUGCAGCCCCAAGUGGUUCUGGACUGGUCAGGCCCCUAAGUGGGCAGAAGUGCCGAUGGCCCGAGGGCAGCGUGGGUCUCUGGAGGAGGGGCUGGGCAGCCCCCAGGGUGUCCUGCUGGGUGCCGUCGCCCUCCGUCCCGCCCUCCCUGGACCGGGCCUGGAUGGCAGCAAUCUCUGCCGCCUCCGGAUCCAGCGUCCUGCCCUCCCACCCCUCUGUCCACCUCUGGGCGGCUGCAGCACCGAGCGGGGGGUGUCCUCCGUGGUGCCUUCCAGGCAGGGUCCAGGGCUGCUUCCUGGGGAGGGGCUGACUGGUGAGAGGCUGGGGGAGGGGGAGGGGGAGGGGCUCUUGUCACUGGCCUGGGUCUGGGCUGGCUGCCCCUGCCCCCGCCAGGCCGCAGAUGUUCCAGUGGGGCAAACUCAGGGACUUGAACUGCAGGCCACACACACAGCCACCAGGGAGAUGAGGUCCUUCGGGCUGACCGCGUCACUGUCCUCAGCCCUGCCCUGCCCCCUGGCCGCUCGCCCCCUCGGGCGCCCAGGCCCAGCCUUGCCUGGCUUCACAGGCAGGUUCAGCUGAGGCCCCCGCUCCCCCUGCAGCCCGGAAAUGCUACAUUCCCCAAAUAAUAAAGACUAGGAGACUUGAA
Molecule: messenger RNA, 973 nt
Organism: Felis catus (domestic cat)
Lineage: Eukaryota; Metazoa; Chordata; Mammalia; Carnivora; Felidae
Product: myocyte-specific enhancer factor 2B-like
Exons: 2
Coding region: 1-906 (301 amino acids)
Source: RefSeq, a predicted model, not a curated record